This is a messenger RNA of Penicillium riverlandense, 1584 nucleotides long. Its product is annotated as cytochrome P450. The record is from RefSeq and is a predicted model, not a curated record. The coding region runs from base 1 to 1584 and encodes 527 amino acids. Lineage: Eukaryota; Fungi; Ascomycota; Eurotiomycetes; Eurotiales; Aspergillaceae. Gene Ontology annotation, molecular function: iron ion binding; oxidoreductase activity, acting on paired donors, with incorporation or reduction of molecular oxygen, reduced flavin or flavoprotein as one donor, and incorporation of one atom of oxygen; heme binding. The transcript has 2 exons.
AUGACUCCCUCUUUCGUCCUGGGCUUUGCUGCCGCAGCGCUCGUGCUGCAUAUCAUCCGUUUACUGUUUGUCUCGUGGCAGCAAUCGCGCAAGGCCAAGAGCUUGGGCUGUGCUGCUGUGCCGCUGUACCCAUGUAAGGACCCGCUGGGAAUCGGCAACCUCAAGGAGUCGCUCGCCGCCGACCGCGAGAACACCCUCCCGGAGCUGGCUAUGAACCGUGUGACGGCCAUUAGCGAAAAGGAAAAUCGCUACGUCACGACCUUCAUUUUACGCAAUCUCGGCCGCAACAAUAUCUUCACUAUCGAUCCGAAGAACAUUCAGGCGCUACUGGCGACUCAGUUCAAGGAUUUCGAGCUUGGGGCAGCUCGGCACAUUAGCCUACACCCGCUGCUGGGCACAGGAAUCUUCACAGCCGACGGAGAGGAGUGGUCGCGGUCUCGCUCGUUGCUGCGCCCUCAAUUUACUCGCGAGCAGAUCAGCCAGCUUGACCUAGAGGAAGACCAUGUUCAGAAGGCGAUGGAGGCACUCCCCGUGGCGGCGAAUGGGUGGACCGCUAGCACCGAUAUUCAGACGGUAUUCUUCCGACUAACCAUUGACUCCGCUACUGAGUUUCUAUUUGGCGAAAGUAUAGAGAGCCAGAUGGGUGCAUUGCGCGGCCUCAACCGGCCCGAAGAUAAGUUCGCUUCAUUCUUUGACUAUUCUCAGUGGGUUGCGGCGCAGCGGACCCGGUUUGAGAAACUCUCCUGGAUUGUUAAUAGCAAGAAAACCCGCCAUUCGGAUAAGCAGGUGCACGAGUUUGUGGACAAAUUUGUUAACAAUGCGCUGGCUGCCGUGAAAGCCGGCAAGAAGGCACCUGUGGACGAGGAGAAGCCCGCGAGCUACGUCUUCCUAGAUGCACUAGUGUCUAUGACACAUGACCCGAUCGAGCUUCGCUCGCAACUCCUGAAUAUCCUCCUGGCUGGCCGCGACACUACCGCUUCCCUACUUAGCUGGACCGUCCUAAUGCUAGCGCGCCACCCAGACGUCUUCCGCAAACUCCGGGAAACCAUCAUCUCUGAGUUUGGCACGUACUCUACGCCCCAGAACAUCACCUUCGCCGCUCUCAAGUCCUGCCAGUACCUACAAUAUUGCAUUAACGAAACCCUGCGUAUCUACCCAGUGGUCCCUUUCAACCGGCGCUCUGCCACUCGCGAUACCUCCCUCCCACGCGGGGGUGGCCCAGACGGUCUUUCCCCCGUCUUCAUCCGGAAGGGUCAACAUGUUAUGUAUAGUACGCACGUCAUGCAACGCCGCAAGGACAUCUGGGGGCCUGAUGCCGACGAGUUCAAGCCUGAGCGAUGGGCCAACCGCAAGCCUGGCUGGGAUUACAUUCCCUUCAACGGCGGUCCGCGCAUCUGUAUUGGUCAGCAGUUCGCGCUUACGGAGGCGGGCUAUGUCCUUGUGCGUCUGUUGCAGCGCUUCGAUCAGAUCGAGGACGUCAAUCCGGACCGGCAGAUCCGCGCUGGGUUGACCCUGACAAGCUCCCCGGCCGAUGUAGUGACGGUCCGCCUGCACGAGGCAACGGAUGCUUCUGUAGGGAACUAA